This is a messenger RNA of Trachemys scripta elegans, 7014 nucleotides long. Its product is annotated as IgGFc-binding protein-like. Gene Ontology annotation, molecular function: protein binding. Lineage: Eukaryota; Metazoa; Chordata; Testudines; Emydidae. Gene Ontology annotation, cellular component: extracellular matrix. The record is from RefSeq and is a predicted model, not a curated record.
AUGACUGGCCCAGCUGCUAGUCUCGAGCAUCCCAAGCACCCAGAUCCCUGCAGUGGGGUGCAGUGCCGAAGGGGGCACCAGUGCAUCGACAAGAAUGGAGAGCCAGAUUGCAUCCCUGACUUUCGAACCUGCAACUCAGUGUACUGCAAAGAAGGGACUACUUGCAAUAUUGUACACGGCUGGCCCAGGUGCGUCCCCAGCCCGCCGUCCUGCCAUCACAUCAAAUGCAAAAAGGGGACUGUGUGCAAACUUCAGAAUGGCUGGCCCAGCUGUGUCCCUGUGCCAUCCUGCCAGAACACUCAUUGCAAGGACGGGACCUUUUGCCAGAUGGCAGACAGUGGGCCCACGUGCAUCCCUGUACCAUCCUGCCAGAACACCCAUUGCAAGGAAGGGACAGUGUGCAAUAUCAUAGAUGGCUGGCCGAAGUGUGUCCCUGUGCCAUCCUGCCAGAAGACCCACUGCAAGGAGGGGACCAUGUGCCAGGUCAUAGACGGCUGGCCCAAGUGCACCUGUGCUGACCUGNAGGUCAUAGAUGGCUGGCCCAAGUGUGUCCCUGUGCCAUCCUGCCAGAACACUCAUUGCAAAAAGGGUACCAUGUGCCAAAUCAUAGAUGGCUGGCCCAAGUGCAUCCCUGUGCCAUCCUGUCAGAACACCCACUGCAAAAAGGGGACCGUGUGCCAGGUCGUAGAUGGCUGGCCCAAGUGCAUCCCUGUGCCAUCCUGUCAGAACAUGCAUUGCAAAAAGGGCACCGUGUGCAAAGAUAUAGAUGGCUGGCCCAAGUGUGUCCCUGUGCCGUCCUGCCAUAACACCCAUUGCAAAAAGGGCACAGUGUGCAAAGAUACAGAUGGCUGGCCCAAGUGUGUCCCUGUGCCAUCCUGCCAGAACACCCACUGCAAAAAGGGGACUUUUUGCAGCAUAGUAGAUGGCUCGCCUAGGUGUGUCCCUGUGCCGUCCUGCCAAAACACCCAGUGCAAAAAGGGCACAGUGUGCAAAGAUACAGAUGGCUGGCCCAGGUGUGUCCCUGUGCCAUCGUGCCAGAACACCCACUGCGAAAAGGGGACUUUUUGCAGCAUAGUAGAUGGCUCGCCUAGGUGUGUCCCUGUGCCGUCCUGCCAAAACACCCAGUGCAAAAAGGGCACAGUGUGCAAAGAUACAGAUGGCUGGCCCAGGUGUGUCCCUGUGCCAUCGUGCCAGAACACCCACUGCGAAAAGGGGACUUUUUGCAGCAUAGUAGAUGGCUCGCCUAGGUGUGUCCCUGUGCCGUCCUGCCAAAACACCCAGUGCAAAAAGGGCACAGUGUGCAAAGAUACAGAUGGCUGGCCCAGGUGUGUCCCUGUGCCAUCGUGCCAGAACACCCACUGCGAAAAGGGGACUUUUUGCAGCAUAGUAGAUGGCUCGCCUAGGUGUGUCCCUGUGCCGUCCUGCCAGAACACACAGUGCAAAAAGGGGACUGUGUGCAAGGUUGAAGAUGGUUGGCCAAAAUGUGUCUCUGUACCAUCCUGCCAGAAUACCCAUUGCAAAGAAGGGACCCUCUGCCGGGAGGAAGGUGACUGGCCCAAGUGUGUCCCUGUGCCAUCCUGCCAGAACACCCGCUGCAAAGAGGGGACUGUGUGCAAGCUUGAUGAUGGUUGGCCCAAGUGUGUCCACAUCCCACCAUCCUGCAAAGAAAUCCAGUGCAAAGAAGGAACAGCGUGCAAGAUGGUAAACGGCUGGCCCAACUGCCUCCCUGUGCCGUCCUGUCAGAACACCCAUUGUAAAGAGGGCAUGGUAUGUGAGAUGCUUCAAGGCUGGCCCAUGUGUGUCUCCUCCCCGCCUUCAUCAUGUGCUGCCUUUUUGUGCCAAGAAGGGACCAUGUGCGAGAUGGGGAAGGAUGGCCCCAGGUGUGUUCCCGUGCCACCAUCCUGCCUGAAUUUCCAGUGCCCACCAGGGACUGUGUGCGAGAUUGUUCAUGGCUGGCCCAGUUGUGUCCCAGUGCCAUCCUGCCACCACUUCAAGUGCAAACAGGGCACUGUGUGCAAACUGGUGAAUGGCCAGCCAGAGUGUGUGCACACCCCACCAGCCUGUGAGGGAGUACAUUGCAAGGAAGGGACUGUGUGUAAGGCCAUCGAUGGCUGGCCCAAGUGUAUGCGAUUUUUCAGAGCUGCCCCAUUGUCUCCACCGUCUUGUGCUGAAACUGCCUGCAAACCGGGCACCGUGUGCCAGAUGGUGGAUGGCUGGCCCAAGUGCAUGCCAAAGAAACCCUCCUGUGAUGGCAUCCGUUGCAAACCAGGUACCGUGUGCCGGAUGCUGGAUGGUUGGCCCAAGUGCGUGCAGAAGAAACCCUCCUGUGAGAACAUCCGUUGCAAACCAGAUACUUUGUGUCAGAUGGUGGACGGUUGGCCCCAGUGUGUGCCAAGGAAACCCUCCUGUGAUGGCAUCCGUUGCAAACCAGGUACCGUGUGCCGGAUGGUGGGCGGCUGGCCCAAGUGCGUGCCGAAGAAACCCUCCUGUGACAGUGUGCAUUGCAAACCAGGCACCGUGUGCCAGAUGGUGGACAGCUGGCCUCUGUGUGUGCCAAAGAAGCUCUCCUGCGACAGCAUCCGUUGCAAACCAGGUACUGUGUGCCAUAUUGUGAACGGCUGGCCGCAGUGUGUGCCAAAGAAACCCUCCUGUGAAACCAUCCUCUGCAAACCGGAUACCUUGUGUCAGAUGGUGGAUGGUUGGCCCCAGUGUGUGCCAAGGAAACCCUCCUGUGCUAGCAUCCGUUGCAAACCAGGUACCGUGUGCCAGAUGGUGAAUGGAUGGCCCAAGUGCGUGCCAAAAAAACCCUCCUGUGAUGGUGUGUAUUGCAAACCAGGCACUUUGUGCCAGGUGGUGAACGGCUGGCCCAAGUGCGUGCCAACCCACAAGUCCUGCGACACUGUCCAGUGCAGCAAAGGGAUGGUGUGCGAGGUGGCAGGUGGUUGGCCCCAGUGCGUCCCAGCAUCGCGCUCCCAGCCCAUCUGCUGGGCCUCAGGCCACCCCCACUACCACACCUUUGACGGGCACAGCUACGACUUCCAUGGCACCUGCAGCUACACUGUGGUCAAGACCUGCAGCCAUAAGCCCAAGCUCCCUGCCUUCCACAUCAUCGCCAAGAGCCAGAAGCGCGGCAACACACGGGUCUCCUUCGUCAGCCAGGUCACCGUCAAGGCCUACCACUACAACAUCACCAUGGUCAAGUACGAGUAUGGGCUCGCCAGGGUGAACGGCCAGCGGACCCGCCUGCCUGUCUCCCUGCACGACGGGAAGCUCUGGCUCCACCAACGGGGAGGCCAGCUGGUCGUGGAGGCUGAGUUUGGCCUGAAGGUCUACUACGACUGGAACUACUAUCUGGUGGUCAAAGUCACCAAGGCCUUCCUGGGCCGGCUGUGUGGCCUGUGUGGCAACUACAAUGGGGACCCCAGUGAUGACUUCCUCACCCCCUCGGGGCACCCAGCUGCCAAUGCCUUGGAGUUUGGCAAGAGCUGGAAGGUGGAGGAUGGUGACAGACAGUGCCGGCAUGCCUGCAAGGGGAAGUGUGGGGGCUGCUCACCGGAGUUGGUGAGGCACUACCGCGGAGAGGCCUACUGUGGUCUGAUCACCAAGACAGCCCAAAAUGGCCCCUUCCGGCGUUGCCAUGCUUUGAUCAACCCCAAAGCCUUCCUGGAUGACUGCGUGGCCGACCUCUGCACCUACGAUGGCUACAAGCAGAUCCUGUGCCGGGCGCUCAAGACUUACGCGGACGCCUGCCAACGGGAGGGCGCAGUGGUGAAAGACUGGAGGAAGCAAGCCGGCUGCCCUCUGCCCUGCCCAGAGAACAGCCAGUACCAGCUCUGUGGCUCUGCCUGCCCUUCCACGUGUAACGACUUUGCAUCCCUGGACAAGUGCCGCUUGCCCUGCAUGGAGACCUGCCAGUGCAAGCAGGGCUACAUGCUGGACGGGGGUCAGUGCAUCCCCAAGGGGCGCUGCGGCUGCAUCCACAAGGGGCGUCUCUACGCCCCCGGAGAGCAUUUCUGGGGGGAUAAGAUGUGCCGGCAGAAGUGCCAGUGCAACCUGCACAGCAGGAAGGUCACCUGCCAGAUCUCCCGGUGCCAGGAGGGUGAGGAGUGCCGGGUGGCCAACGGCAUCCGGAGCUGCUACCCCACCCGCUACGGAACCUGCUCCGCCCUGGGGGAGUCGCACUACAUCACCUUCGACGGGCUGCACUACGACUUCCGCGGCACUUGUGUCUACCUCCUGGCUGGCUUGUGCCACAAGAACUCCAUCCUGGUGAAGUUCCAGGUCCUGGUGCAGUACCAGAGGAAGGGCAGCAAGAAUGGCUCUGGCACCAAGGUGGUAGAGAUCCAGGUCUACGGAGUGAAGCUUGUCAUUAUCCACGGAAAGGUCCGGCUGAACGGCCUGCAGAUCAACCUCCCCUACAAUAUUGACUAUGACAAGAUCUCUGCCUACCACCGGGGCUGGGACAUAGUAGUGAAGACGGCCUUUGGCCUAACAGUGACCUUUGAUGGCCAGAACCACAUCCGGGUGAAGGUGCCAGCCACCUAUGGCCGCUCAGUGUGUGGCCUGUGUGGCAAUUUUGAUGGGGAAGAUGCCAAUGACAUGACCAUGAGCAACCUGCUGCCGGCGCCCACCCCAUCGGACUUUGGAAGGAGCUGGAAGGUCCGGGACAUCCCAGGCUGCAUGGAGAUGGAGAAGGAAGACUGCAUGGACAUAGCGAGGGUGGAGAAGCAGCAUAGAAAGGGCAAGAAAGAGUGCGGGCUCCUCCUGGCCAGGGAUGGCCCAUUCAAGAAGUGCCACAACAAGGUGAACCCAGAGGGGUACUUCAAAGACUGCAUCUUCGACCGCUGUUCCCACAAGGACAACCAGACUGUGGUCUGCCACAUCCUCGCCUGCUACGCUGCAGCCUGCCAAGCAGCUGGUAUCAAGGUCUAUGAGUGGAGGACCAAUAAAUUCUGCCGGCCACCCUGCCCCCAGAACAGCCACUACGAGAUGUGCUCCAGCAGCUGUCCAGCCACCUGCCGCAGUCUCUAUGUCCCGACCCGCUGUCCCAGCAAGUGCCGGGAGGGCUGCGUGUGCGACGAAGGCUUUGUGCUGAGCGGUGAACAGUGCGUCCCCCUCUCCCAGUGCGGCUGCGUCCACCGGGGCUUCUACUACAAGCCAGGCGAGACCUUCUACCCCAACGGCUUCUGCAAGCAGAAGUGUUCAUGCCAGGCCGGAGGGAUCGUGGAAUGCCACCAUUUCUCCUGCGGCCCCAACGAGGAGUGCCGGGUAGUGGACGGCAUACAGAAGUGCCACCCAGUGGUGCCCAGGACUGGCACAUGCCAUGCCGCUGGUGACCCCCACUACCUGACCUUCGACGGCUUCCCCUUCGAUUUUCAAGGCAACUGCACCUACGUCCUUGCCAAGAGUUGUGUCCGAAAGGGCUACCUGCCUUCCUUUGCCAUCCACGUGAAGAAUGAACGGCUGGGCAGGAGCAAAGCUGCUGUCACCAACACUGUGUCCAUCAUCGUCUACAGACGCACAUUCACAUUAGUGCGGAACAGGAACGGCAUUGUCCUGGUGGAUGGCAUCUCCUACUACCUUCCCUUCCAGCUGGAGAGUGGCUUGGUGCGUGUUUACUACCAUGGUGCCAAUGUGGUGUUGCACACCAAAUUUGGCCUGCACAUCUCCUUUGACCUGAACUACUAUUUGGCCAUCACUGUGCCCAAGAGCUACCGUAGCCAGACCUGUGGCCUGUGUGGCAACUACAAUGGCAAACCACACGACGAUCUCCUGCGGCCCAACGGCCACCUGGCCCGAGACCUGCGGGACUUGGGUGUCUCCUGGAGGGUGAAAGUCCCCGGGGCGGUGUGUGACCACGGCUGUGCCAGCCUGGUCUGCCCCGCCUGCCAGGAGUCCCGGAAGGCAAGCUACGUCCACAACAACUACUGCGGCAUCAUCCGGGCACCCUAUGGACCUUUCAGUGCCUGCUACUCCACCCUCAACCCCACCGUCUUCUUCAACAACUGUGUGCACGACUUGUGUAAAGCUGGGGGGAACCGGCGGCUGAUGUGCAGGUCCAUCCACAGCUACGUCACUGCCUGCCAGGCCGCUGGUGUCAAGAUCAAGCCCUGGAGGACCAAGAAGUUCUGCCCCAUGAACUGCCCAGCCAACAGCCAUUACAAACUCUGUGCCAACCCCUGCUCCAGUGGCUGCAAAGGAGUGGCCAACAUCACCAAGUGCCCCAAGAUCUGCGCUGAAGGGUGCCAGUGCAACAAAGGCUAUUUCAGGGCCGGCAACGAAUGCGUCUCCAUUCGGCACUGCCACUGCUUCCGCAAGGGCAGGUAUUACAAGCCAGGUGAGAGGGUGCUCACGGCACGGUGCCGGCAGCGGUGCAGGUGCAUCCCAAGAGGUGGGGUGGUGUGCCAGUCAUUCCAGUGCCCAGCAGGGGAACUCUGCGAGCUGAGCCAAGGCCGAUGGGGCUGUGUGAGACGGGACGGGAACUGCACCGUCACCCGAGGCGACGUCUUCACCUCUUACGAUGGGGUCUCAGGGAAGGUGCCCCUGGAUGGCACCUAUGAGAUCUCCUCACUCAUCGACACCAGGGCCCCCAGCUGGUUCCGGGUGGUGGUAGAGUUCCAGACCUGCAAAAAGUGCCGUGCACCCAGAGUCACGGCCAUCACCGUCUACUUUCACAAGCUCACCAUCCUGGUCAACCGCAACGGCAGAGUCUUGGUGAAUGGGCGCCCUGUGCGGCUCCCGGCCAGGCCCUCCAGAAUCGUGUCAGUGAGCCGGGCAGGGAAUGUGGUGACCGUGGCCCAGGGCUCGGCACUGCGGGUUCUCUUCAGCACCAGUGGGGACGUGACCGUGAGAAUUAAUGGGAAGCUUGCCAGGAAGGUGCAAGCCGCCUGCGGGAACUACAACGGGAACAGUGCCGACGACCUGCGCCUGCCCGAUGGGACAGUCCUGGACAACAUCGGCGAGGUCCUCAGCUACUGGAGAUUCUCCGAGAACCCCCAGGAUGAUUACGACUGA